This is a messenger RNA of Glycine soja, 1787 nucleotides long. Its product is annotated as ryanodine receptor 1-like. The record is from RefSeq and is a predicted model, not a curated record. The coding region runs from base 838 to 1410 and encodes 190 amino acids. The transcript has a single exon. NCBI's taxonomy places the organism in Eukaryota, Viridiplantae, Streptophyta, Magnoliopsida, Fabales, Fabaceae. Gene Ontology annotation, molecular function: protein binding.
CAAGCAUAUCCUUCUUCAAGUACCCAUUUCACCUCCAUUAUGCUCUUCCAAAUGUAGUUUUGGUUAUGGCCUUUUGUUGCCUACAGUGGAUGGACCUGUGGAAAAAUAUUUAGCUUCAAGGCACUUAGCAAGCAACAAGUCUUCAAUCUUCCUUAUCCAGUAGGCACCACCAUUGCUUUGUAAGUAAGGCUAAAUAAAACAAUCUUAUCGUUUUGAAAUCAAUCUCACCCUUAUUUUAGGUUUUCCUAAAUUUUUUUCCAACACAUUCGGUCUAAUUUCCUUCCCUAUAGAGUCGGAUAAAUAGAAGCAACUCAUUAUAUACGUAGAUAUAUUAUUAUUCAUUCACAAACGAUCGUAUAUAAUAACAACUUUUAUAUUAGGCAAAAUAUGAUUUUAAUCCCUUGUCUAAAUUUUUUGUUUUAGUUUGCCCUCCAAGUUUUAAAAAAUUAUAUUUAAUCUCUUAAAAUAUAUUUUUUAGUAUACAUAUCUAUUUUCCGGGUACUCAGUCCCAGUUUUCAAGUAUGGUCUUCCAUUUUAAUAUAAUGGUAAACAUUCAUAUUGAAAGAUUAAUAUUAAUAUAUAAUGAAUAAAAUUAAUUUUCAAGAUCUGGAAAAUCAAGUGAUUAGGAGGAAUUUAAUUUAAUAAUUAGGCUAUUUGGUAACUGAAUGAGACGAUUUGAAGUCCGCAAGCAUCAAAAUAGUAGCCCCAAAACGAACGAGAGUGCAGUAGCAGUUCUGAACAAAUCGAAACAAAAAUACAAACACCUAAACGAUGUAAUAGCGAAACCGAGCAAGCAAGAUCCAGAAACGAUAAAGAGAGAAUCGAACCCUGCACUUCAUGGCGGUGAUGACGAGGAAGCGCCGGCGCAUGAUGGAGGAAGCCGCGGCGGCGGUGACCGCAAUCCUGCCGGAGGAUCUGAUGAUCGAGAUCCUUGCCAGGGUUAGGGUUAGCAACCCCUUGCAAUUGAGGUGCGUGUGCAAGCGGUGGAAAUCCCUAGUACUGGAUCCCCAAUUCGUGAAGAAGCAUUUGCACACAUCGUUCUCGGACAUCACGGAUCUCGCGUCCAAAGCCAUGGAGGACAUGAACGCGUUUCAAUUGCAGCUCAAUUACGCCCCUGCCUUGGCAGAACCAGAAGAAGAAGAAGAAGAAGAAGAAGAAGAAGAAGAAAAUGAAGAAGAAGAAGAAGAAGAAGAAGGAGAGGAAGAGGAAGAGGAAGAAGCGCGUUCGAUGGUGAACGAGUUGGCUCAGUUGGAUAACAUGUUGGUGGUGAUUCGAUCCCUGAAAGGAACCUUGGAAACGAUUAAGGUUGACGUUCAAGCGAUCAAGGAGAGAGUGAAGUGUCUCCAGAGUUUUCUGCAGAUUUAUCUCAAGACAGCAACAGCUUCUUCCUCCUCCUCACACUCCAUGUGAUUGAUUAUUCUCCUUUUUUUUUAAUUUUGCAACUGUUUAUUUAUAAAUAAUUUCACACGGUUGCUUCUUCUUUUUUUUUUUUUAAAAAAAAAAAACGAUUUGAAAUCACGAUGGUGAAGUAACGUUGGAGUAGAGUAAAUUAUUUGGGGGGUUUUGAUAUCAUUGUUGGUGUUCAGAGAUGAGAGAUGGGUCAUGUGAAAUUAACUUCUUUUUAAAUUUAUUUUAUGUGCUUAGUUAGUUGUAUCAUGAAUGUGAACAACAGAACAAGUUUGCUUGAAAACCGAUGUCAUUGUCUUCUUCUUGCUGGAACAACAAAGCUAUUCUUGCUUAGUUUAAUGUUGAAUGAAUUGUAAAUUAGUAUUUUGUUUCUGCCUUCA